This is a messenger RNA of Misgurnus anguillicaudatus (oriental weatherfish), 2711 nucleotides long. RefSeq names its product opioid growth factor receptor (gene ogfr). Lineage: Eukaryota; Metazoa; Chordata; Actinopteri; Cypriniformes; Cobitidae. The record is from RefSeq and is a predicted model, not a curated record. Gene Ontology annotation, molecular function: opioid growth factor receptor activity. Gene Ontology annotation, cellular component: membrane.
CAGUAGGCUAGUGCUGAUCAAGGUCCACUCAUUCAUGAGUGAUGCUGCUGCGUGCAGUCAGUGAGCUGCUGCGGCUCGGCGGACAUCUGCGCACCUAAUGGAGCAGUGCGGAUGCACAUCAAACAUAAGCUUACCGAUCACGUUUAUUAGCACGUAUAUGAUCUUUCGGUAUGGACGACGACCUGGUGUGUGAAUAUGACUCCACCUGGGAUACGGAGAGCGACGGAGACGAGCUGGAGAACACCGGCCGUAGCAAGAAAACACGGCCCGCAUUCUGGUCCAACUCUUCCUCCAGAAACCUCAGAGCAGCCAAGGACAUGCAGAACUACAGACAUGAAUAUCCAAAUAUCACAGAAGAAGAAUGCUCAGAAGAAAGGAUGACUAAUUUACAGUUCUAUCUGAAUAAAAUUAAAUCUUCACCUGAUGAUGUGUCAAUUGAGACAUUUCACACAGAGUGGAAAACUGAUUACAAAAGACUGGAGAGAGUUCAUUCCUACAUUCAGUGGUUGUUUCCUCUGCGGGAGCCAGGGGUCAACUACAUGGCCGCAGAGCUCACCAAGAAGGAAAUUCAGGCAUUCAAAGAAAAUGAAGAAGCCAAGAGUCGUCUUGUUGAUUCGUACGAGCUCAUGCUGGGUUUCUAUGGAAUACAGCUGCUAAACAGAGAAACUGGGGAAGUAAAGCGAGCUGAGAACUGGAGGGAGAGAUUUGCCAAUCUAGAGAGGAACAUGCACAAUAACCUUCGGAUUACCAGGAUAUUAAAGAGUCUAGGAGAACUUGGCUUUGAGCAUUUCCAAGCACCCCUGGUUCGCUUUUUCCUUGAGGAGACCCUUGUCAGAAAAACGCUUAGCAGUGUUAAACGCAGCGUGCUUGACUACUUCCUGUUUGCCGUGCGUGAGAAACGCGAGCGCAGGAAGCUGAUCCGGUUUGCUUUUCAGCACUUUGAGCCCAAAGACAAGUUCGUCUGGUGCCCCAGAAAAAUCCAGAAACGCUUCAAGAAGAAACGCUCUUUAGUCGGCAAUGGAGAGAGUGCAACAAAUGAUGAAGGUCUUGUAAGGCAUAAAAAUAAAGAUGGAGAAACCACAAGUGAGCAAAAAUAUAAUAAGCCGGGUGAUGAUGUUUUAGAAACCAUAAAGCAUGUUGAAGAUGACUCCGUGAUCAGUGUGGAUUCAGUAAAACUUUCUGAAUGCUCUUCAGAAGAUCUUAAGCCAAUUCUAGAUGAGUCCUCUGUUGAUUUACCUCUUAAAAAUGGUACCAGCAUUGACCACGGUGAGAUGGACAACUCCAUCCCUAUUGAUGAACCAAGCUGUGGUGUAGAUGAUAAAAUCAAAGCCAGCGAGCUGACUGAAAGCUCUAAAGAACCUCAAGAAGUACUGGAGCUUGAACAAGACCAAGAGGCCUCCGAGAAAAAGUGGGAAUGUGCAGCUGGUUCUAGCACAAGUUCAGGAGAAUGCAGCGAGUCCCUGGAUGACAUGGACAGUUUGAUCUGUCCAGCCGCAUGCCAGUCGGACCAGAAAAACUUUCACGAAGCAACCUCAGGCACAAACAAAGAGAGUACAGUGACGGACAGUCCUCUACACUGUUUGGCACCACAGUCUGAGAAUAUUCCCACGCCUGACUUUAAGAACGGAUCUGGAGUGACCGCUCAUAAACAGACAUCAGCAGAAAUUGUGAAUGUCAGGUCAGAGGAGAACCAUGAGUGCAAGAAUAAAGCAAACUGUAACCAGUCAAAUGGACCAGAGUUGGAAGAACCCAUGGAAACUAGUGGAGUUCAGACCUCACCAUGAAUGAUUCAUGAAUAUAUUAUCAACUUAAACUUAAAAGAUUAAAUAUUAAUUGACUUUUUUAUAGAAUUUAUUAAAGGUGCAUUAUGAAAUGUUUGCCUCUGUAGUGCCAUCUGUGGUUGAAACAAAAAUUGCAGAGUCCAAUCAAAAUGAAAUUCAUCCUUGUAGGCUUAUAGUAAAUCAUAGUGAACUGGGCAAGGCAUAUAAACAGUUUUGGGCACUAAUGUUUUUAUGUACUCCCAAUAUGUAAUUGAAAUUUUCCAUAUUGCACCUUUAAAAUAUAAUUUUUUUAUAUACAGUGCUUAACAAAUUUACUAGACCACCACCCAAUGUAGGGUUUGUGCCACAGCUGUCCUAAACUUAACAGCAUUGGUGAUUACCAAAAUCAUUUUUAUGUUUCUGUAAUAGUUAAUCCACUUGUAUUUGUAAGCUCUUUAGUCACAAUAGUAUUUCUAAUUCUAAAAUAUAAUUGUUUUUAUCCAUGAAUUUACUGUUUUAUAAAAAUAGCAGGAAAAUGGUAAGGCACUUUAUUAUUAUUAUUAUUUUAUUCACAUGCCUAAUUACAGUUAAUACUUGCAGUCCUUUUAAUGGUUGAAUGUUAUUGAAUGGCUUGAUUAGUUUCUGAAUGUGCCGGUUCGAAUUUGGGUGAAAACAAUUAAAUGCUGGAUGAUCUGAGACUAAUAGGCAGGUGGUCUAAUAAAUUUAAGCACUAUAUUAAUGGAAAUGCUAUUGUUUAAUUGGCAGGGCUAAAUAUUCAUUUCUCUUUGUCUUUUUUAAACAGGUUUAUUCUUGUUUGGUGUUGAGUUCAAACUUUCAGUUAUUCUGAAUUGUAGUUUUUCUAUUUCUGAUAUGGACCUUUUUCGUAGACUAAAGGAGCAAUGUAAUUUAACAUUCAAUAAUAAGAAUCAAAUAAAAAUAUUCUGUAGUGUA